AUGGCUGACUCCAGUACCGCGUCUACUCCUAUUUCUUCCUCUUUUCCAACAUACCCGGCAUUGGAUGUCCCGCGGCCCCCUUCGGUUGAUGGCAUCUCCUCGCGCAUGACAGACAUUACCUCUCAAGAUGGGGACAAUUCGAUUACAUUGCCUCCUGCGGGGGGUGCAGUCCAGCCACCGUCAUCCCGACGAGGCCCGCCUCCAACGCGGUUAUCAACAGGAAACUCGAAUCCGCUUCGCCCAGCUAGUUCAUCGAGUCGCUUAAGUCGAAUCAGCAGGACCCAUGUCCCGUCGCUGACCCCCCAGGCGUUCUUCCGUCCCAUGAGCUCCCAAAGGCUGCAGGCACAUCGUCGUCCAAGUCAAGUCCCCCUGGACACAAACAUCGACACAGCAGAAGGAGCCGAAGACGAAGAGAGUCUGAACCGCCGGAGUCUGAUUUCGGCCAGUACGGUGCGUCUUGGCGCUCACGCAGUCGAGUCGGAAGUUCCCCCUUCCCGUGGAACGGAAUUCACAGAUCCUGUCACUCCUGACAGGAACACAUCCAACGCGAGCCCGACAGGGAACACGACUAUCCGGAGCCUUGGAGAAAGCGUGAAAUUGCUCCACGAGCGCGAAAAGUCUGCUCCGGAACGCCUCGCUAUUAACAAAACGAUCAAAACGGGCUCUCUACACGACCCGCCUCAGAGAUCACCACUUUCAUUCCGAUCAGGCCUCUUAUCUCUACACGGUAAAAGCGAAGAAGCCCCACGGCCGGACAGUAGAAGCCACGAAAGAUUGUCCUCCUUAGAAUCUUCGUCGCCACGCUCAAUGAAGAAGCAUCAAUCGUCACCACCGCCCAGAGACCUCGGCAAGAAUUAUGAAUACUUCACGGGCAACACCGUCUUCUGGGGCAGGGGCAGGUUCCAAAACUCCCGUGACAAACCAGUCAAUAUUGCGACGGGCAUUAUAAUCGUCCUUCCCGUCGCGUUAUUUUUUGCAUUUUCGGCGCCUUGGCUAUGGCAUCAUGUCUCGCCAGCAAUCCCCAUUGUAUUCGCCUAUGUCUUUUAUGUUUGCUUCUCGUCUUUUGUUCACGCCUCUGUUGUGGAUCCUGGGAUAAUCCCAAGAAACUUGCAUCCUCUACCGACAACUGAUCCGGCAGCUGAUCCCUUGGCCCUUGGCCCACCCACGAACGAUUGGGUAAUGAUCAAACUGGCAACGUCAGAAGUUGAUGCUAUGGUGGUUCCCGUUAAAUUCUGCAAAACUUGCAAUAUCUGGCGGCCACCGCGAUGCUUCCACUGUCGAGUAUGCGACAACUGUGUUGAAACACUGGAUCAUCAUUGUGUGUGGCUCAACAACUGUGUUGGCCGUCGCAACUACCGCUAUUUCUUCAGUUUUGUGAGCUCCGGAACAAUCCUUGCGCUGUUCUUAUUCGGAGCCUCUUUAGCUCACGUCCUUCUAUACCAAACUCGGGAACAUGUCUCUUUUGGCGAGUCUAUUAACAAAUGGAGGGUUCCAUUUGCCAUGGUGAUAUAUGGGAUACUAGCCGCGCCUUACCCUGCGGCACUUUUGAUAUACCAUCUCUUUCUCAUGGGACGUGGCGAAACUACGCGCGAAUAUCUCAAUUCCCACAAAUUUGCAAAACAAGACCGUCUUAGACCAUUCACCCAAGGCAGCACUCUACGGAAUUGGAUUGCUGUCCUCCUUCGGCCGCGGCCUCCCACCUAUCUCCAAUUCAAAAAGCCCUACCAGCAAGGUGAUCAGCGUUUUGCAACACAAAAGCGCAAGUACCUGGCCAAAGACCUGGAGUCUCAAGCUGGAAUGGAAAUGCAAGUUGUUGAGCGCAACUCUGCUUCAACUCGACCGAAUACGCAAAACCAAUCUUGA
This is a messenger RNA of Talaromyces atroroseus, 1863 nucleotides long. RefSeq names its product Palmitoyltransferase erf2. Gene Ontology annotation, cellular component: Golgi apparatus; endoplasmic reticulum. Gene Ontology annotation, biological process: peptidyl-L-cysteine S-palmitoylation; protein targeting to membrane. Lineage: Eukaryota; Fungi; Ascomycota; Eurotiomycetes; Eurotiales; Trichocomaceae. The record is from RefSeq and is a predicted model, not a curated record. Bases 1 to 1863 code for a protein of 620 amino acids. The transcript is spliced from 3 exons. Gene Ontology annotation, molecular function: protein-cysteine S-palmitoyltransferase activity.